CUGAUCUGGAAGCACAGCUUAGCCGAUCCUUGGAACGGGCUCCACCUCCGAAGUUGCUAGAAGCAGUGGAUGCACUGGAAGCAUGGAUCCGGAGUGUCCAGCAGGCCCUAGAAUCUGAAAAGUUCCAUGUGAACACAAUGGAGGUCAUGGAAGACCAGCUACAGAAAUACAAGGAAAUGCAAGAAACUGUUGACGAAGAAGAGUCCAACUUGCAAUACGUCACCAGCACUGGAAAGGAGAUGUUGCGCAAGGAGCCCGAUGCACCGUGGACUCGUGAGCUGCGAGACAAGCUGCACAGUCUGGGCAACUGCUGGGAGCCGGGUUCGCUCUUUGCUCAAGGAGCGGCUCCAGUUUCUGCCGAAAGCACAUGUUGGUGCUCAAGCGAUUCCAGGAGGAAAUGAAAAGUGUCCAGAAGUGGAUCAACGAUGUGACUUCAUUUCUUGAGGAUGAAGAUGUUGCAUACGGUGACCUGGAAAAGCUUGAGGCACAAUUGGAGCAGUCAAAUGCUCUUGAUGAUGACGUUGGGACUAUACAAAACAACGUUGACAAUAUUAACUUGGUUGCUGAGGGUCUGAUACAAGAUUCAGAAGAGGAGUUUGGUGAUACUCUGCAGAGGCAGGUUGAUGAUCUCAACAGGCAGUGGGAUAAGGUGAUAGAAAUGGCUCGAAAGAAAAAUGCUACCCUAAAGAGAGCUGUUCAGACAGGCCGGUGUGCCUCUGAAGGUAUUGCUGACUUAUGUGAGUGGUUACGGGAGCUAGAUAUGGAGAUACCACGAGAGAAACCUAUCAACACUGCUUCAGAAUUGCAGGCUAGAAUCAGGAAGUUACAGGCAUGUAAGGACAAACUGGACUCUAAGCUUUCUGAGUACAACAGGCUGAAAGAAGCUGGCACAAAGCUUGCUCAAGGGAACAAGACUAAGAGCGCCGAAGAAGCACGACGUGACGUGGCCGCACUCACUAAGCUUUGGGCGGACGUGCAAGAAAAAAUAACCAAGUACCACCAGUCUCUGAAGCAGUCGGGAACAAACUAUGCUGAAUUUCGAAAUGCCAUCAUGCUGGAGAAUGACUGGCUGGACAGAUUGGAGAAGAAACUGAAACGGUCACCUGAGUCAGCUGCUGAUGCUGAGGAGAUUUCUGAGAACCUUGACGAUUUAGAGAACUUUCUGCGCAACCACCCGCACGACCGAAUUCCCAAGAUACAGCAGCUCUGUGAGGAGCUUGUGGAGAAAGAUGUGCUAGUCGGACUAGUCCAACAUGAAGCGGAGUCGGUGGUGAAGCGCUGGGAAGACCUGACGCGUCAGGGCAGCGAGCGGCAGCAAGUUCUCGAGAACAGCAUCGUUCAGUACCAGAAGUGUGAACGACAGAUUCUGAACGUCCAGAGUUGGAUGAACCACAUGGAUAAUGCGUUGCAGAACAGGCUGGACAAUGACAUCAGCGCGCAGGAUGUGCCUGACGAGUUGGCUCAAUUCAAGCAGGAAUUCCUUGAGAAAGAGGAACAGUUAAAAAGUUUGAGUGACCAGGUUGAUGCAUAUCACGCACAAAAUAGGGUUGAAGCUGCAUUACGCCUAGAUGAACAGCUGCAGCUCAUGAAGAUGAAAUUCGAGGACAUAUCUGCGAAGCUCAAGAGGUUUCAGUGCCCCAAUGACUUUGAACCUAAGCUGGGACGAAUUAGCAAGUUGCUAACAGAAGUGGAGCAAGGGAUGAAGCAACUCGACCUCAACUCUGAGAGUCCCGACAAGAUUCAAGACCAACUAGUGCAGUGCAUGCAUUUCUACAAGACCCUGAGUGAAGUGAAGAGUGAAGUGGAGCAAGUGAUUCGCCAGGGCCGGCAGCUGGCUGAGAGUGGCGAAGCAGAAAGGCCCUGCAACCUCAACCAGAAGUUGGACAGCAUUAAGAGUCACUACAACCAGCUAGGCGCAAAGGUGACAGAGAGCAAGAGUGUUCUUGAGCAAGCUGUACGCCUAGCUCGGUGUCUCCAGAAAGAGAUGAUCGCCCUUCACAACUGGAUGGCUGCAACUAUGGAAGAAAUCGAGAAGCCUCCUAAUACCGAAGACGAACUCAAGUUUGCGGAGGGAAAGCUGCGCGAGUUGGAACAGAAGAAGCCUUCGAUGAUCGCCAUUGUCGAGCUCAGUGAGGGAUUGACAGCGCUUGCGCCUGGCCACAAGCUUCCCUCACUGGCCAACACUGUGCGCACCCUCAAGCAGCAGUGGGCAGCUAUUGACGACAACCUGCGCAAGAAGGUGCCCCUGGGUCCCAAGGAUGUGGAGAAGAUGUUCUCCCGCUUCUGUAACCACCUGACAGCCAUCAAGACGUGGCUUGAAGGGGCUGAGCUUUACUUUGUUGCAAAGUCAGAGUACAAAGAGUCGGCUGCUGGGCAAAGAAAGCUCAAGAACUUGCAGGUGGAGAUGGCUGAACAGAACACGAGGGUGCAGAUGCUCAAGGAGGAAGCACUUGAGCUGCUGCGUCAAGGACCCAGGUACAGCAAGACCGUGGAGUCCGAGCUGAGUGCCCUCAGCGAGAGAUGGAACGCUGUGGUCGAGAAGCUCAAGACCACACAGAGCCUAGAACCAGUAUGCAUAGAGGUUCAACGAUCUGUCCUGAACGAGCUGAGGGCUUCACCUGUCAACUUGUCAUCAACUUCAUCGGAGGCAGAUUUGUCAGCAAUCGAGCAGCUUGAGGCCAAGCUGCGCCAAGUGAACAAGAGGGUUGAGGCUCUGGAGACACACCUCGACAAGGGUUUUGAACUUGUCACCAAUGAUGUCCUUGAGGAGAGUGAGCAGACAAUAAAGAAGCUCUCAUCUGAAAUUGAGCACCUAGGGUUGGCCGUGGACCAGGUGUCGACAGACGUAGACAGGGCUGCGCCGCGCCUGGGUCCCGUGCCUGCGGCUCUCGAGCGCCUUCGAUCAGAGGCUGAGGCAUUGGACUCUAAGUGGAACACGGUGCGUAAGGCAGCCGAGCAGCGCCGCUCUCACUAUCAAGACCUAGUGGUACGCUGGAAGCUCCUGCAGCAGCAAACAGAUGCAACAGUGGUCCAGAUGGUCUUGCUGCUGAGAAAUCUUGAGCAUGCACGCAUGGUCCAGAGUCGCCAGAAGGCAGCCCUGGAACAGGCUGCACGCGUAGGCCAGGAGGUCUCUUCCCUUCAGCAGCAGGCUCGAUCCCUGGAGCAGGAGCGCGGCGUACCUUCAGCAGCAACUCAAGCCCUUCUACAGCGUUUGCUUCAGCUGUGGAACCAGGCCCAGGGACAGAUUGCAAUACUGCACUCUCCCGAGCCGUCAUGUCGUGUCGCCGACAGCACCCAGACCGAGCAACCGUUGGCGGUCAUCGUAGACUCCGGUGCUGUCACUUGCAUCCCUGACUAUGUGGCUAAGGUGGCCAAAGUGCGUGAAGCCCUACUUGCCGUCGGGAGGCAGGCACAUGCCCCCGAGCUCUGCGGAAAGGACUUCGAGGACUUUGAGAAACAGGAAGGUAUUCUCAAGUCUGUGAAAGAAGCCCUGGAUGCCCUCAAGCCUACCGUGGACUCUGUGAAACAAGAACAGGCAGCCAUAAUGCAGAAGAGCAGCGACAAGGAUGCCCUGGAAGUGUCUCGUGCAGUAGAGAAAAUGAGUGAGGACUGGACCAAGCUGAAGCAGGUCUAUGCAGACCGUCACAGUCGUUGGCUGAAGACGCGCGAGUUUUGGCAGCAGUUUGAUUCCAGCAUCCGUGGCCUCAACCUCUGGAUGGAAGAGAUUGAGACUAUUCUUGUUCAGUGCCAUCUUCCAAACGGAGAUCUGGACGUAGAACUCUCACAGAAACACCAAGAGUCAAUGGAGAAGCAAGUCACGGAAAAGAUGCCGCACUUUGAGGAAGUGAAGACCAUGACUAAGCAGAUUAUGGAGCAGUGCUCAGCUGCCGAUGGUGUGCUCCUUCAGCAAAAGCUGGACACGCUGACUCGUCGAUGGAAGUCAAUCAUUUCUGAGCUGCAGUCUAGGAGGGAAAGGCUCGCUGUUGACAACUCCCGUGCUGAGCAAGUCAAGGAAGACUUGUUGGAGUUGAAGCCUUGGCUGAUGGAAGUCGACCGCUUGCUGUCGUACACACCCAAUGAAGAUGAUGAUAUUGAAACCACAAAGGAGAGGCUUGAGCAGCUAAAGAGAUGUGAAGAGGAAAUCGGUGCUAAGAGAUCAAAUCUGUUGUCCGUCAUUCUUGGUGGAUCACUAGUCCGUCCUGCUGAAGUUGAGAGCCUUGAAGCAAGGUUUCAAAAGGCCAGCACAGCUCUGCCUCAGGCGCGCAAAACUGUGGAGUCGUACAUUCCCCAGCUCACUGAAUUUGAGGAAGAGAUUGCAGCUGAGCAGCAGAGGUUGAGUGAAACUCGACGGGACGUUGAGAAGCUGUUAGCCGCUAAGCUGCUUGGAGAAUCGCCUCCGGAGGUUAAGGUUGCUGAAGAUACAUUGUUGAGGCAUGGCAACAUGAUUCAGGAGAUCAGCUCAAAGUCAAAGGAAGUGGAAAAGUUGCUUCCUCUGUUACCUUCUACCAAAAACAAACUCGGUCAUCUUAAGGAGUCGUGGGAUGCAAUUCAGCAAAUCGUAUCUCGGAUAGGCCCACCACUGUCAUUGGUCAUAGAUUUUGAAAACAUCAGCCACCCUACAUCGCCAACGAUAAUGCCCCUAACGGGGUACACUAAACAGUGGAACGACCUCGCAGGUGAGCUUGAAAAAUGGCUCAAGGCUCGCGAAAAUGAACUGGAGGCCCUCAAGGUCGACUAUGGCGAUGAGGAGUCCGUCAACUCCGCCAUUGAGUACCUAAAGAAAUAUCUCCUGGAACAUGAGCAGCAAGGGGCGUCGCUAAAGAAGCUCCAGACUGCCGUGGACUACCAGACGGCCAAGUCGGAAGACAUGGCUGACAAGGACCUCCGUUCCAGGGUGGCCAACCUUCGCGAGGAGUGGGACCGGAACGAAUCGGUGGCGCUGCAGCGUCGCCGCCAGCUCGAGGGAGUCGCCUCGGACGCCGGCCGCAGCCUGGACGACCGACGCCGCGAGCUCGAGGCGUGGCUCAGCCGCAUGGAGGCGCGCCUCGACGACAGGCCGCAGCCGGGCCGCCGCCUCGCCGAAGCCCUCGAGGCACAGAUACGCGAGCAGAGGCUGCUGAACGCCGAGCUGACCAAGUGGAAAGCGACAGUGGACUCCGUCACUCGGCUGGCGCACAAGGUUGCCUCCGAGCCCCGCUCCAACUCCGUGGGCGCCCCGCUCCAGGAGGACCCCGCGAGGCUUAUGGCGGCCGUCGAGGGCAUCAACCAGCGCUUCGCCGACCUCACCGUCAGCGUGCAGAACCGUGGCCAGGCCCUGCAGUCCGCGCUGGGCUCGAUGCACCAGCUGGAGAAAGCGCUCGACCGGUUCUUGGGCUGGCUGGCCGAGGCCGAAGCCACGCUGGACGUGCUGGAGACCGAGGCUGACCGAUACGGACCGCGGGACGACGUGCACCGCUCAUGCAGCUUCCAGGACAGGAUAAGGGAAUUGCAGCGUGAGAUAGAUACCCAAAGAGACCUGCACCUGACUAUCAAUGAACGCAGUUCUCAUGUGCUGCAAUCUAUGAACAGGCCUGAUGAGGCUCACCACCUCCACAGGAAGCUCGAUGAAAUGAACAGCCGAUGGAAUAAUUUAAGAAUGAGGACUGUAUCGCUGCGAAACCGUCUCGAAAGCAAUGCUGAACACUGGAACCAGUUGCUGUUAUCGCUACGUGAGCUGACUGAAUGGGUGAUCAAGAAGGAGACAGAGCUGUCAGCGCAGCCAGCCAUUGGCGGAGAUGUAGCCACCAUCAUGAAGCAACAGGAGGACCAUCGAGCUUUUCGGAGAGCUGUGGAUGACAAGCGACCAAUCAUUGAGAGCAGCUUACUUGCUGGCCGUCAAUACAUCGCAAGAGAGCCUCCCUUGUCGGACACAAGCGAUUCUGAAGCCAAAGAUUACGAUGACAGCAGGGGUUACAGGAGUGCUGAUGAGCAAGCUAGGGAGAUUACUCGCAGCAUUCGAAGAGAAGUAAAAAAACUGGCAGACAAAUGGAAUGGCUUCUUAAGCCACACUGACCAAAGACAAAUGAGGCUGGAUGACGUACUUCAUAAGAUGCAGUCUCUACAAAGAGCAAUGGAUGACCUUAGUGCUCGACUUCAAGUUGCUGAAAGUGCAAAAGCCCAAUGGACUCCUGUGUCCGAGUUCCUGCUGGACCAGUUGGCAGGCCAGAUUGACGAAUUAAGAGCAUUCCGCGAUCGGCUGGCUCCGCUGCAGUUACAGGUGGAAUCGCUGAAUGAAGCAGCCGGUGCUAUCACGAGCUGUGGAGUUCUGCUGUCACAGGGGAAUCUGAACCGACUGGAUGAGUUGAGCAGCCGCUGGCGCCUCCUGCAGGUGGCCAUUGAUGAGCGCCGUCGACAGCUAGAGAACUCCUUGCUUGAUCAGGGCUCGCAGCAGCAGCAGUUCCUCAAUGCCUCUGUGGAGCAGCCGUGGGAAAGAGCUGUGGCCGGAAACAAAGUGCCUUACUAUAUCAACCAUGUUACCGAAACCACGCAUUGGGAUCAUCCCCGUAUGUUAGAACUGAUGGAUUCUCUUGCCGAAUUUAAUGAUGUCCGGUACUCUGCAUACAGAACAUCGAUGAAGAUCAGGACCAUACAAAAAAACCUUUGCUUGGACCUGGUCUUUAUGAACAACGCCAUCAACGCAUUUGAUCAGCAUGGUCUGCGAGCUCAGAAUGACAAACUGAUUAGCGUGCCUGAGAUGAUCACUUGCUUAGCAACCAUCUAUGAAGGUGUGGCCCAAGAGCAUUCCAACUUGGUAAAAGUGCCACUGUGCAUCGAUCUGUGUCUCAACUGGCUGCUCAACCUCUACGACACUGCUACGAGGACAGGGUACAUAAGAAUUCUGUCAUUUAAAGUGGGAAUCAUCCUGCUAUGCAGGGGUAACCUUGAAGACAAAUUCAGAUACCUGUUUCGACUCAUUGCGGAUGGUAACGGCUGUGCCGACGAACGUCAGCUAGGGCUACUGCUCCACGAUUGCGUGCAAAUUCCGAGGCUGCUUGGCGAGAUUGCUGCUUUUGGUGGCUCGAACAUUGAGCCAAGUGUUCGAAGCUGCUUUGAGAUGACCGCCCCAGCUGGUCGGCGAGAGAUCCAAGCAUCGCAUUUCCUGAACUGGCUUCUCCAGGAACCCCAGAGUUUGGUGUGGCUUCCCGUACUCCAUCGCCUGGCUGCUGCCGAGACCGCACGACACCAGGCAAAGUGCAAUGGCUGCAAACAGUACCCAAUUGUUGGAUUCAGGUACCGGUGUCUCAAGUGCUUUAAUGUGGACCUCUGCCAAAGCUGCUUCUUUUCGGGAAGAAAAACCAAGAACCACAAAGUUACACAUCCAAUGCAGGAAUACUGCACCACGACAACAUCUGGAGAGGAUGUGAGAGACUUUACCAAGAUCAUGAAGAACAAGUUCAAGUCCAAACGCUACUUCAAGAAGCAUCCUCGAGUUGGCUAUCUACCGGUGCAGACUGUCCUAGAGGGAGACGACCUCGAGAGUCCUGCGCCAUCACCGCAGCACACAUUGUCAUCGCAGGACAUGCAUUCUCGUCUUGAUCAGUACGCAAACAGGUAUACAGACGCUGAACUUAGGACAAGGAGUAACUCAACUCCGGACUCGAGUGAAGAUGAACACCAGUUGAUUGCACAGUAUUGCCACACUUUGAGUGGAGAGCUCCCAUCAUCUGUGUGCAACUCUUCAUUGUUUCUUCAACCACGGAGCCCUGCUCAGGUGAUAGCAACCAUCGAUGCUGACCAAAGAGAUGAGCUUGAACUGAUGAUCGAGGAACUUGAAGAGGAGAACAGGCAUCUACAGGCUGAGUAUGACCGGCUGCAAGAGAUGCAGAGUGUAGGGCUGAGCCCGACACCGAGCCAGCUCGAAGAGGAGGCUGCCUUGAGCCCCAGUGGGAGCACCACUCGUGACCAGGAGAUGCUGGCCGAGGCCAAGCUGCUCAGGCAGCACAAGGGCCGCCUCGAGGCCCGCAUGCACAUUCUCGAGGACCACAACCGGCAGCUGGAGGCUCAGCUUCAGCGUCUGCGGCAGCUCUUGGACGAGCCAGCACCUCGGGGAACGACGUCUUCCCUUUCACCGCGCAGCUCCCCAUACACAACUCCUGGUCAUUCAUUGCCUCGAAACAGGGCUCUCCAGCCUGAGCCGAUGUCUUCCAGGAAUGGAAGGCUUCAUGAUCACACAGGUCAGCCAGAUGAGAACGGAAUUCAGUUGAGCCCCGUUGAAAAAUGACCGCCACGGCAGUCCUAGCAUUGCUGUUGUUCAAGCUCUCCUUGUGUACAGGAUCAUGAGCUGUCACCAUCGCCUUCACAUAUGCCUGCCAUACCGCCUUUUGUUUUGUCGAUUUUUUGUUUGUUUAUUUUAAUGUGUGGCAAGUAUUGCUGCCUGGCUCGAUUCCAUACAUUCUCAUCGUUCACUGCCUGCAAAAAGAAAUGUGAGCAUUUACUGCAGUCGCUUUCCUAUGACGAGUUGUAAGCUGACGUUGAUUGCAUUGAAAGAGGUGUGGCAAUGAGAGAGCAUAGGGACAUUGGGAGAAAGGGAACUGACGAAAGGGACAAUGUACUGUGUGCAUUUGUUAACCUGGGAGCAUUGUCUUGUUUUUGUUACAGCUGCUUACUGUUCAGUUAAGCAGGAAAGCUUCUAUAUAUGGUGCAUCCGCUGUUGAAGGUGAGAACUAAGCUUAACAGCAACAUAAAGGCAUGUUGGGAAGGGUUGUGAAACCACAAAAGUCCCUGUGACACCUGAAAAGAGCAGCUGUAUUCAUUUCAGUGGAGAUUGUUUACAUACUUUUUAUACCUUUCGAAACUGCUGUUGGUAAUGUACAUGUAGCACUUAGUCUAAUGUUAGUUUCUGUGCUAACCACUAUACCACUGAUAGCUUGUUCUAUAUUUAUUUUUGUAUUGCUUUAAUUGGCACGCAGUGAAAUAACCGAUUUAGUCUUAAAGUUGCAAUAAGGAGCUUUUGUUACAUUAGGAACCUCUGCUGAAGCCUACUUUAUAUAGCUGGGGCAGUCAAGAACUUGUUAUCUAAUAUAUUUCUGUUUUGCAACAGUGUUGAACCUUGUGUAGACCUUUGCUGCAUAUUAAGUGUUCUCAUUCUCUUUUUUUUUUUUUCUUGUUUGGGUAGAGCUGCACAAAAAGUUUUUCUCUAGCGCUAACUAGUUUUACUGGUGGUGGAAAUCGGUCAACCAUUAAGGCAAGUUAUUCAGUGCAGCAACUGAAAAACAAUAGUGAAGCUUGACGGGUUGAAUGCUGAACAUUUUCAAUCCUGUGUGGUGUGAAAUCAUUAAUGCACAUCAACUCCAGAUGCUUCUAACCACUCACCUGUUUUGUUCUGGCACAGUAUUACUGCUUUUUUUUGUUUUUGUGUCUAUUCAGUUUUUAUAAAAGCUAUACCACUUAUUUUUUACUUUAUGUGGAAUCGACCUUCUUGGACAUGGCAGCUUCUUAUUUCUACAAUUGUGAAUGCAACUAGACACUUUGGUCAGUGUAAGGCUGCUAAGAAGUCAUAUCAUUUUGUUUAGCUGAGUGGAAGGGUGAACCUAAAUUCAUACUUCCAGAUCGAUGGAGAAACUGAACAUUUUAUCAAUGGCAUGUGGCCGAGCUAUAUUAUAUUUGCUUUUUAUAUAGUGAUGCAGCUAUACAUAUCACAGUGUUCUUUAUGCCAUUUGUUAAUUCAGAACAUGAAGCAUUGCUGAACAGAUCAGAGUAUGCAGACACAUACCCCUAACACGCGUUUACUGGCGUGUAUGGUAAGCCACAUAGCUACUCUCCAGGUUCGUAAGAUAUUGCAUAUUCCAAUUAACCCUUGCCUAACUGGUGUGCUCUUUGGGGCCUUGUACAGUGAUUGCGAUGCACCAGUGUGCAUUGAACGGGUCUUUGUAAGCCACUUGGCAUGACAGUUGAUUCCAUCAGUGUUUUUCAUAGAUGUCUCAUCUCAAGGUUGACCCAAGUGUGACCGAGGUGUAGGAACUUCAAUUUCGUAUGUAUGCUCUGGAAGUUCUUCAAAAGGUGUGUACUCUUGUUAAAUUUUUUCUUCUGACUGCACCAGGACCGCAAAAUGUUGUGCUCUCUCAAGUCGGCAAGUGAAUGAAGUGCGCAGUCAUGAAACAUUGCACCUGUGGUGUUCGCGUGGAUCGUUGGACUGAACAGAAAUGUGAUGAGUGGUCAUAUUAGCAUUACUGUGCAUAUCAGACUUCCAUUUCUUGUGAGCCAUUGUCAUUUUUUAGCUGCAUUGUUGAAACAAUUCCUGUACUGUCCUUUUGUUUCUUUCAAACUUCCAUUGUACAACUUGGCAGAUGUGUUGAUCAUGUGUGAGUGCUUUAUAUGAUGAUGAAAAGAAAUAAAUGAUGCAGUUAGGUGACCUGAU
This is a messenger RNA of Rhipicephalus microplus (southern cattle tick), 10396 nucleotides long. RefSeq names its product Dystrophin (gene Dys). Gene Ontology annotation, biological process: synaptic signaling. Gene Ontology annotation, cellular component: plasma membrane. The record is from RefSeq and is a predicted model, not a curated record. Gene Ontology annotation, molecular function: zinc ion binding; protein binding. Lineage: Eukaryota; Metazoa; Arthropoda; Arachnida; Ixodida; Ixodidae.